AUGGCUUAUAAUAACGAUUCCCAGGACUUCUUGCCGGAUGACUAAGAUGAAUUCGCUAUGAGAAUGCCUGUCAAGAGUCAUUUGUAGAGGUUGGAUCAAUUACUACAAUAGUUAAUGGAGGAGUUGGAUAUGGUGAAAAAGGAGAAGGAGUAAUUGCGCAAUAAUUUAAUUGAGUUGUCUCAAAAGACCUCGGAUUCGUUUGAUGAUGCAAAUAAAUAUCUGAAUGAGGAAUAUCGAAGAUUGAUGCAGGAGUUUCAUGAAUAGAAUGCAUUGCAAUUGGAACAACAUCAAUUUCUGAAAUAAUAGGUCGAUUCAAUAAAUUAGGACAGAAUUAAAUUAUAGCAAAAUACUAUUGUACUUGAGAACAGAGUUUAAGAUGCCGAAAAAGAAUUGGGAUUUGUUUGA
This is a messenger RNA of Paramecium tetraurelia, 405 nucleotides long. RefSeq lists its product as uncharacterized. The transcript is spliced from 2 exons. The record is from RefSeq and is a predicted model, not a curated record. Lineage: Eukaryota; Ciliophora; Oligohymenophorea; Peniculida; Parameciidae.